GAUUUCCUCUUGAGGAUUUAUCAAACAAUCCCCAAAUAGAAAUUGAUAAUCAAUCACAAUAUCCACAUGAGAAUUUCCUCUUGAGGAUUUAUCAAAAUAAUUUUAAAAUAGAAACUGAUAAACGAUCACAAAUAUCCUUAUGA
This is a messenger RNA of Scutellospora calospora, 143 nucleotides long. The record is from the annotation of a GenBank genome assembly. Lineage: Eukaryota; Fungi; Glomeromycota; Glomeromycetes; Diversisporales; Gigasporaceae.